GAUGGAACCCUAUCAGGAGAAUCUUCCUCUGAAUAUCUAUCAUGUCCAAAAGUUGUUAGUUAUCAUGAACAGGUUACACAUGCUCCUUCAUUCCACUGCUUUAGGCUUCUUAUUUUAUUACAGGGUGUGCUUUUUCUUCCAAGACCCAGAAAGCACAAGAAGCCACUUGUUACCAUGGUUGCUUGUUUUUGCUUCAGAAAUCAUUCUCUCCUUCAUUUGGGUCCUUGGCCAAGCUUAUCAUUGGCGUCCUGUUUCACGUUCUGUCUUCACAGAAAGAUUGCCUGAGGAUGAAAAGCUUCCUGCUAUUGAUGUUUUCAUAUGCACUACAGAUCCUAUUGAAGAGCCAACUUUGGAUGUAAUGCACACUAUUUUAUCAGCCAUGGCUUUGGAUUAUCCUCCAGAGAAGCUGCAUGUGUAUCUUUCUGAUGAUGGGGGUUCCCCCAUGACCCUGCAUGGUGUGAGGGAGGCUUGGAAAUUUGCUAGGUGGUGGAUCCCUUUUUGCAGAAGGUACAGAAUAAAGAACAGGUGCCCCAAGGCUUACUUUUCUGAUUUGGAGAAUGAUGAUGGUGAUUUUGUAAGCAGUAAUGUGUACAUGGAAGAGAGGCAAAAGAUCAAGGAAAAGUAUGAGGCUUUUAAAGAAGAGAUAAAGACAUUCAGAAAAGAUAGAGCCUUUUCCAAAGAUAGUCCUGGCAACACUGCUCGAGAUCACCCAUGCAUCAUUGAGGUGAUGCAAGAAAGUAUCAUUGAUGGUGUAGAUAAUGUCAAAAUGCCUCACCUUGUUUAUGUUUCUCGUGAGAAAAGGCCUUCUCAUCCCCACCAUUUCAAGGCUGGAGCACUCAAUGUCCUUCUUCGCAUCUCUGCUGUGACGAGCAAUUCUCCCUACAUCCUAAUUCUUGAUUGUGACAUGUUCUGUAAUGAUCCAACUUCAGCUCGAUAUGCUAUGUGUUUUCACCUUGAUCCAAAGAUAUCAUCCUCCUUGGCUUUUGUUCAAUUUCCUCAGAGAUUUCACAACAUUAGCAAGAAUGACAUCUAUGAUAGUCAGCUGAGAUCAUUAUUUACCGUCAGCUACAAUGGUAUGGACGGGCUUAAGGGACCAGUGAUGUCAGGUACAGGCUUUUAUAUUAAAAGGGUAGCACUGUAUGGAAAUUGCUCAAGUAAAGGAACUGAUAUGCUGCAACUUAAAGAAAACUUUGGUUCAUCUAAUGAAUUCAUUAGAUCACAUACUCAAAACUACACAAGUGAUUUAGUCUCUGUUCACAAUGCAUUACUAGAAGAACCUAAUUUGUUGGCUUCAUGUGAGUAUGAAAUUGACACUAAAUGGGGAAAAGAGGUUGGUUUCCUAUAUGAUAGUGUAGUAGAAGACUACCUCACUGGAUUUAUCUUGCAUUGUAAUGGAUGGACUUCAGUUUUCUGUGAACCUUCUAGGCCACAGUUUCUAGGUACAGCUACGACAAACUUAAAUGAUGUACUAAUCCAAGGCACUAGGUGGUACGGUGGUUUGUUCGAAAAUGGUAUAAAUAGGUUUUGUCCCCUUAUAUAUGGACCUUCAAGGAUGCCACUUCUCCAGAGUCUAUGUUUUGCAUGGCUCACAUAUUUCCCUCUUUAUAGCUUGCCUCUUUGGUGUCUGGCUACCAUCCCUCAGCUCUGUCUACUAAAUGGAAUACCCUUGUACCCUAAGGUUUCAGACCCAUUUUUCAUUAUCUUUUUAUUCAUCGUUGUAUCAGCACUUCUAAAACACUUACAAGAAGUCUUCUUAACUGGUGGAACACUCCAUCAGUGGAUAAAUGAGCAAAGGGUCUGGAUGAUGAAAUCAAUCACUUGCCAUCUAUAUGGAUGUUUGGAUGCUCUACUAAAGAAAGCUGGUAUAAGAGAAGCUAGUUUCUUGCCAACUAAUAAAUUAGAGGAUGAUGAACAAACUCUGCUAUAUCAAAUGGAUAAAUACGAUUUUCGAGCGUCAAAUAUCUUUAUAGUUCCAAUGGUUUCCCUCCUCACUAUCAACAUAUAUUGCUUCGUAGGAGGAGUCUACAGAAUGUUAUUGGUGGGUGAUUGGGACAAAAUGUUCAUACAGCUUUUCCUUGCAGUUUUUAUCAUUACUGUCAACUACCCCAUCAUUGAAGGGGUGGUGAUAAGGAAGGACAAGGGACGCAUUUCACAGUUGGUUGCUACACCUGUUAUCUUCGCCACUGUUGUCCUUUUGGCAUUUUUUAAACUACUAAGAAAUGCAUAA
Molecule: messenger RNA, 2227 nt
Organism: Abrus precatorius (Indian licorice)
Lineage: Eukaryota; Viridiplantae; Streptophyta; Magnoliopsida; Fabales; Fabaceae
Product: cellulose synthase-like protein G2
Exons: 8
Coding region: 2-2227 (741 amino acids)
Biological process (GO): cellulose biosynthetic process; plant-type primary cell wall biogenesis
Cellular component (GO): trans-Golgi network; plasma membrane
Molecular function (GO): cellulose synthase (UDP-forming) activity; mannan synthase activity
Source: RefSeq, a predicted model, not a curated record